GUACACAUACAGCUCAGCUACAUGCACAUUACACACAGCUCUGCUGCAGACAUAUAUAACACACACAUACACAGCUCUGCACCACGCACAUCACACACACACAGCUCUGCUGCAUACACAUAACUUCAGCUCAUCCAGCAGCGAUCACAACCAGCACAGCAGAGUCCUGCAUACACUGAGCAGAUGAGCCUAGAGCAGCAGCCCCUGAUCAUGUGACUCCUCCUCCUCCAUGUGACUGAUCACAUGACGGUGACAUCAUCGCAGGUCCUGUAAGCACAGCUUUGUGGAUGGAAUUAUAUAUAUAUAUCUAUGGUCACUGUAGAGCAGGUAACCCCUUCAGUACCUUAUAUGUUUAGGAUUACGUUUUUUGUUUUAUUUACUCCAGGUUUUUCCAUCUUAUAAAAUAAUAAUAUCAUUUUGCGCCACCGUCGCCAACGAAUUCUACAGAACUUAACAUUUUUUAACCUCACAAUUCGGAGAAUUCGGCACUGGUCUCCUGUAAGAUGGAGCCGCUACAUUCAUUGUCUAUGGAAACCUCCGAACCCUUCACCUGUCACCUCAUCGGGGGUCAAUGUCCUCCACAUCAGACAUCUGUAACAUCGUCUCCUCUUCUUCCCUUCAGGUUUCUCCAAACCAGGAUCCUCUGCUGAUAUCUUCUAUAUAAGAGAAUUCUCCUGGAUGACCCAUCAACCAUGGAGAGAGACAGGAACAAGAUGGCCGACAGGAUCAUAAACCUCACCCUACAGAUACUCUUCCGGCUUACUGGAGAGGAUUACACAGUGGUGAAGAAGUCCUCUAGUGGGUGCUUUCGGGCCCCUGUGUGUGAAGGAUGGGGAAGAACCCUGAGCCCAAUCCCGGGGCCCCCACUUCAUUCCCCGUUACAUGAGGAAAUUGACAAACAGAAGAUCCGAGAACUUAUCAAUAAGAUGAUGGAGCUGCUGACUGGAGAGGUUCCUAUAAGGUGUCAGGACGUGGCGGUCUAUUUCUCCAUGGAGGAGUGGGAGUAUGUAGAAGGACACAAGGAUCAGUACAAGGAUCAGGUGAUGAUGGAGGAUCAGCAGCCCCUCACAUCACCAGAUGACUGUACUAGGAGAUCAGAGGGAAAUUUGGUAUCUUCAUAUUUUAAAGCAGAGGAUCAUAUCAUACAAGAUCCAUAUGGAGAACUUUCCCUUAUCCCAGAUACACCCUCAGCCCUUCACAGCCAAGAUCUGUCAUAUAUUCCUUUUAUACAGGUCCUAGCUUCUGAUUCAUUGCAACUUCUUAAGCAAAAUACGAAGAAACUGUUUUCAUGUUCAGAAUGUGGGAAAUCUUUUAUUUCAAAAUCAAAACUUAUUACACAUCAGAGAACUCACACAGGAGAAAAGCCAUUUUCAUGUGUACAAUGUGGAAAAUGUUAUUCUCAGAAACCAGAUCUUGUCAGACAUCAAAGAAUUCAUGCAGAGGAGGAGACAUUUUCGUGUUCAGAAUGUAGAAAACGUUUUACCAAGAAAUCACAUCUUGUUGAUCAUCAGAGAACUCACACAGGGGAGAAGCCAUUUUCAUGCCCAGAAUGUGGGAAACGAUUUACUGUGAAAUCUCAUCUUAUGAGACAUCAGUUAGUCCACACAGGGGAGAAGCCAUUUUCAUGCCAAGAAUGUGGGAAACGUUAUGCUGACAAAUCAACUCUUAUUAAACAUCAAGUAAGUCACACAGGGGAGAAGCCAUUUUCAUGUUCAGAAUGUGGGAAAAGUUUCACCCAGAAAUCGAUUCUUGUUAAACAUCAGAGAACUCACACAGGGGAAAAGCCGUUUCUUUGCAAAGAAUGUGGAAAAACUUUUGUCUGGAAAUCACAUCUUGUUGAACAUCAGAGAAUUCACACAGGGGAGAAGCCAUUUCCGUGCAAAGAAUGUGGGAAAACGUUUACUCAGAAAUCAACUCUUAUCGACCAUCAGAGAACGCACACCGGGGAGAAACCAUUCUCUUGUGUAGAAUGUGGCAAAUGUUUUAAGCUGAAAUCCAUUCUUGUUAAACAUAAAAAAAUUCACACAGGAGGGAAGCCGUUUUCCUGUGAAGAAUGUGGGAAAUGUUUCACUCGUCAAUCAGAACUUAUUAAACAUCAAAAAAAUCACACAGGGGAGAAGCCAUAUUGAAAAAAUACCGACAAAUGUCUGGUAUCAAAAAACGCAAAUAGAAUCUACAUAAAAAGGGGUUUUGUGGGCUGAAACAUUUUUAUAGUACAUGCCUCCCGAAAACAGGAACAAGGCAACACUCACCUCAUCUGAUUCCCCACCACUGCCGCUAAGGGGUCUUAAGGUUCCCGCUACCCUCCUCUUCUUCCUGCUUCUGAUGAUGACUUGUUUAGGCAGGAACUGCCAAUCCUCCUGACCCAAAGGGGCUUCAACCAAGAAAACCCCUUUUAAGAGCUCAUUCACACAAAUGGAUCCGCAGCGUAUUUUACACUGAGGAUCCACCGACGAUGAACCCUACAAUGUGC
Hyla sarda is the source of this 2473-nucleotide messenger RNA. RefSeq names its product gastrula zinc finger protein XlCGF57.1-like. The record is from RefSeq and is a predicted model, not a curated record. Gene Ontology annotation, molecular function: DNA-binding transcription factor activity, RNA polymerase II-specific; RNA polymerase II cis-regulatory region sequence-specific DNA binding. NCBI's taxonomy places the organism in Eukaryota, Metazoa, Chordata, Amphibia, Anura, Hylidae. The transcript is spliced from 4 exons. Bases 693 to 2129 code for a protein of 478 amino acids. Gene Ontology annotation, biological process: regulation of transcription by RNA polymerase II.